UGGCACCGCUGUAGGCGGAAUGUUGAGGUUCCAGCGGAGGUGGCGGCGGGAAGCAAAAUGACUGGAGGUGGGAAGCGGAGAUCCCGCGCGGCUGUGCAGGGGCUUGAGCAGUGUGAAAAAACUAGGAAUGUAAAGAAAAGACGGUCUAGUGAAACAGACAUCUCCAGUCAUCUGUACCAUGAAGUGGAGACUUGUUAUCGGCUCAAAAUGCCUGAAGAUUUCUAUCAUUUCUGGAAGUUUUGUGAGGAGCUGGAUCCUGACAAGCCAUGUGAUGCACUUCAGUCAAGCAUCGGACUUCAGCUAGUUGGACCAUAUGAUAUUCUUGCUGGAAAACACAAAAAGGCAAACAAAUCAGGAGAUGUGAACUUCAACCUCCACUGGAGAUUUUUUUAUGAUCCUCCUGAAUUCCAGACUGUCCUUACUGGAGACAGAAAAAUGCAAUAUCAUGUGGGAUAUUUUAGGGACAUGCCAGAUGAAUUGCCAGUGUGGCUUGGAGAAAACGAAGCCAAGAAAGGCUGCACAAUUUCUCAAGUUGGUGACAAUAUAUUUGCUGCUGUAAAAUUAUUUUUGUCCAGAAAGCUUAAGGAAUUGCCAGAUAAAAAGAAAAGUGGCAUUUUGAAAGCAAUAGAUGAAAAAUUAACUGAAACAGCCAAAAGAAUGGGUUAUUCGCUGGAGCAAAAAACAGUGAUGAUGAAACAGAGAGAUAAGAAAGUAGUGACAAAGUCUUUUCACGGAGCUGGUCUGUUUGUUCCUGUAGAUAAGAAUGGUGUUGGGUACAGAGAGCUUCCAGAAGCAAAUGCUAGUCUUAAAAGAAUUUGUAAAGCCAUUGUAGAUGCUCCUAAUGAUGACCAGAGACUGAAAGCCUUCGCCCCUAUCCAGGAAAUGCUGACUUUUGUUCAGUUUGCUAAUGAUGAAUGUGAUUACGGAAUGGGAUAUGAACUGGGCAUAGAUCUCUUCUGCUAUGGGUCACAUUAUUUCCACAAGAUUAUUGGCCAGUUGCUGCCCCUUGCUUACAAUUUGCUGAAGAGGACCCUGUUUGCAGAAAUUAUUGAAGCUCAUUUAGGUGAUAGAAGAGAAGAGAAUGUAGACCAACUUGCGGUGUGA
Molecule: messenger RNA, 1104 nt
Organism: Gekko japonicus
Lineage: Eukaryota; Metazoa; Chordata; Lepidosauria; Squamata; Gekkonidae
Product: chromosome unknown open reading frame, human C4orf27
Exons: 8
Coding region: 58-1104 (348 amino acids)
Biological process (GO): DNA damage response; regulation of protein ADP-ribosylation
Cellular component (GO): nucleus
Molecular function (GO): poly-ADP-D-ribose binding; histone binding
Source: RefSeq, a predicted model, not a curated record